CAACAAGCCAAGGAGAGUUGGCCGUCACGAACCACAGCACGAGCACGGAAAGCAAAAGAGUGUCUCUAAGAGGAGAGUCCCGUUGCUUCUUGUGAGGGCUUCGCUUGGUUCAAACCAAAGCCGGCUGGGCAGAGCCAUUGUUGCUACACGACCGUCGUCAACGGUGAGAGCGAGCAUCCCUGAGACUAGCAUGUUUGCCAGGACGACAACAAGACAGGCCAGGCUUUUGCGGCGAAUCGUGACACGCCAAAAUUGCCUGAGAGGCAGCAGCAUCCAGACUCCAAAUAUUGCACAUUCCGCUGCAUUCUCUACCACCAGAAGCCAGAAUGCAGUGCCGCGAAAGGUCCCGGGCACCUUCGCCAAAGCCCGCUUCUCCAAGAUGGAAGUUCCCCAGCUGGCUUUCUGGAAGAGCAUGGCACGCCCACCAUUGGUAGUUGACACGGAACCGGACGAGUUCUUCAGAACCACGCAUGUCUAUGUUGACCUGGCCGUGGCCGACAAGGCCGGAUGGCGCAGCACACUUAAAGACCCGCCUCAUUCGUUAUCAUAUGCCACUCUCCACUAUGCAGCAGCAAUGAUCAUGAAUGGGCCAGUUGGGCCGGCUUACCAAAUUGCCUUACAUAUUUACCACACUCUGGUAACCCUCAACUACCCGCCGUCCAUCAUUACUGUUAUACGCUUGGCCUUCAUGAGAAACAAGCUGGGACAGCCGCAAUUCAGUCUAGCAGAGGAGAAAUUCGCAGCCCUGUUGCGGCGAAAGGACGAUCCUAAUGCUUGUGCGAUGCAAGGCAUUAUACUUGCAUCGAAACUGACGCCCGAAACCGAUAAGCAAGCAUUGCAAUGGUUCCGCACCGCAGCUUCUCUAGGUGGGGAGGAGCCAGGUGCUUGGGACUGGCAAGCAAGCUGCGCCAUGGAGAUGGGAAAGGUGUAUCUGCGCAUGAACAACACAAAUAAGGCUAACGAAAUCUGGAAAUAUUGCGCCGAGAGACUUGAUGUGGCCGAGGGCGCUUGGUUGUAUUCUACUCUGUUGGACCACUCGGACCCGAAGAAGUACUACUGGGUAUGCAGAGCCGCUGUUUCUGGUAUUCAAGAUGCUGCACGGGAGAUGGCACGACUUGAAGGCUCAAGGACAGAAAUCGAAGGCGUGGGAGGCGCCGGAGCCUGGGAUGCUAAGUCGGCUGGUGUAUUGCAGAGAGAAUGGGAAGCCAUUGCCGGUGAUCGAGCACUUGUGUGACGACGGAACUCAUGUGAUCCAAGUCUGACAUAAUUAAAAUGUAGAACAUGUACUCUAUACUUGUAUAUAAGUCACCGUACAAAGGGAUGUCAAAGAUC
Messenger RNA from Truncatella angustata, 1332 nucleotides. RefSeq lists its product as uncharacterized. The transcript has a single exon. The coding region runs from base 191 to 1234 and encodes 347 amino acids. The record is from RefSeq and is a predicted model, not a curated record. Gene Ontology annotation, molecular function: protein binding. NCBI's taxonomy places the organism in Eukaryota, Fungi, Ascomycota, Sordariomycetes, Amphisphaeriales, Sporocadaceae.